GCCAGGCUGCAGCGGGCCGGGCAAGAUGGCUGCCGUGGAGGCCGAGCUCGGGCCGUUCACCCUGGAGUCGCUGCCCACCGACCCCCUUCUGCUCAUCUUAUCCUUCGUGGACUACAGGGACCUAAUCAAUUGUGGUCACGUCAGUCGAAGACUCAGCCAGCUCUCAACUCAUGAUCCACUGUGGAGAAGACACUGCAAAAAGUACUGGCUGAUAACUGAGGAGGAGAAAUCCCGGAAGAAACAGUGCUGGAAAUCUCUCUUCAUAGCUGCUUACUCAGAUGUAGGAAGAUACAUUGACCAUUAUGCUGCUAUUAAAAAGGCCUGGGAUGACCUCAAGAAGUACUUGGAGCCCAGGUGUCCUCGGAUGGUUUUAUCUCUGAAAGAAGGUGCACGUGAGGAAGACCUGGAUGCUGUGGAAGCUCAGAUUGGUUGCAAGCUCCCUGAUGAUUAUCGCUGUUCAUACCGGAUUCACAAUGGGCAGAAGUUAGUGGUUCCAGGGUUGCUGGGAAGUAUGGCACUGUCAAAUCACUAUCGCUCUGAAGAUUUACUAGAUGUCGACACUGCUGCCGGAGGAUUUCAGCAGAGACAGGGACUGAAAUACUGCCUCCCUUUAACCUUUUGCAUUCACACGGGCUUGAGUCAGUACAUAGCUGUGGAAGCUGCAGAGGGCCGGAAUAAAAACGAAGUGUUCUACCAAUGUCCAGACCAAAUGGCUCGGAAUCCUGCUGCUAUUGACAUGUUUAUCAUAGGUGCUACUUUUACUGACUGGUUUACAUCCUAUGUCAACAAUGUUGUAUCAGGUGGUUACCCCAUCAUCAGAGACCAGAUUUUCAGAUAUAUUCACGACCCAGAGUGUGUAGCAACAACUGGAGAUAUUACAGUUUCAGUGUCCACAUCAUUUCUGCCAGAACUCAGCUCUGUCCACCCACCACACUAUUUCUUCACAUACCGAAUCAGGAUUGAAAUGUCAAGGGAAGCACUUCCGGAGAAGGCCUGCCAGUUGGACAGUCGCUACUGGAGGAUAACAAACGCUAAAGGGGAUGUGGAAGAAGUUCAAGGACCUGGAGUAGUUGGUGAAUUUCCAAUUAUUAGCCCAGGUCGGAUAUAUGAAUACACAAGCUGCACCACAUUUUCUACAACAUCAGGCUAUAUGGAAGGGUAUUAUACCUUCCAUUUUCUAUACUUUAAGGACAAGGUCUUUAAUGUUGCCAUCCCCCGAUUCCACAUGGCAUGUCCAACAUUCAGGGUGUCUAUAGCCCGAUUGGAAAUGGGUCCUGAUGAAUAUGAAGAGAUGGAAGAGGAAGCUGAGGAGGAGGAAGAAGAAAAUGACUCAGCAGACAUGGACGAAUCAGAAGAAUCAGAUGAGGAUGAGAAUGAAUCAGAUGAGGCUCAAGGGGAGGAGAGACGGAGGAGGGUCUUUGAUGUGCCCAUUCGCAGACGCCGCUGCUCUCGUCUCUUUUAGUUGCUGCUGAAGGAAGCUCUGGGAUGGCUAUUCUGUUAAAUAGAUCUGUCAAUAAUGUAAAUAAUUGUGCUCAAGCAUAUAGCAGAAUUAGCAUGACAUAUUGUUCCAGACCUAGGUUCUCCAUGACACUACAUUAGGAGUUGGAUCGCUUUGGCUUGUUUUGUGGUUAUAGGUAGAGGAAGAAAUGGGAAUCUUUUAUUUUCUCUCCCAGAAGUCAGCAUAAGAGCAGUUCUAUAACUACAGAACAGAUGUUUCUGUGUUUAAAAUAUUUUCUACUUUCAAAACAAAACAAGACACAGAAGUGAAGGAAGAAUUGUUUUGGCUGGGGAUUUUACAAGUAGCAGAAAUCCACAGACAAGGGUAGAAGGAAACCGUGUGACUGACUGAAAAGACCCCUCUUUGUUGUUUAGAAACUAAGACAGUUUGUAGUUAGCUAACUACUUCAUGGUUGUUAACAUUUUAUACUCACAGGGAACUAAUUGACUAACUUGAGUGGGAAUAGUUGGCCCUCUCAGACAAUCUGUCCUCUAAUUUAGUCUUUGUCACACAAAUUUUCAUCAUUAAUUUUUUGUCUUCAACAUGAUAACUUUGGACUUUAAAGUUAAAGUUCUCACGCUAUGACCUUUCUCACGUUAUUUACAAACUCAUCAUUUUAAAUGUAGUUUGUUUGUAAAAGUAUGUAGUGUUGUUAAAGAUUCUUCACAACGUUUCAUUGAGUCUAAAUUUGUAAAUACGCUUUCUGUUUUGUUUCUUUCUAUACAUUUGUCUAACUUCGUGGUAAAUGAUCUGAAUUUUAUGUUAGGGCUCAGGAUAUUUUCCUGAAACAUGAAUUUUUUUUGUAAUUAUAUAAUUGAGAGUUUGGAAUGAAAUCCGUCAAGUGUCAAAAACUCAUAUUUUAAAAAUGA
Messenger RNA from Onychomys torridus (southern grasshopper mouse), 2367 nucleotides. RefSeq names its product F-box protein 3 (gene Fbxo3). Gene Ontology annotation, molecular function: protein binding. NCBI's taxonomy places the organism in Eukaryota, Metazoa, Chordata, Mammalia, Rodentia, Cricetidae. The record is from RefSeq and is a predicted model, not a curated record.